This is a messenger RNA of Microstroma glucosiphilum, 2343 nucleotides long. Its product is annotated as MFS general substrate transporter. Gene Ontology annotation, molecular function: transmembrane transporter activity. The coding region runs from base 99 to 2147 and encodes 682 amino acids. The transcript is spliced from 4 exons. Gene Ontology annotation, biological process: transmembrane transport. Lineage: Eukaryota; Fungi; Basidiomycota; Exobasidiomycetes; Microstromatales; Microstromataceae. The record is from RefSeq and is a predicted model, not a curated record.
AAUCUCACCCUUCUCCCUCAACCAUUCAUCUUUUCCCUGGCCCUCACCCCGGCCCCGUCCCCCCUUGAUCAACUCCCCGCUCACCUAUCGUUUCCGAGAUGGUUCGUUUCUUCUCGGCUGCUGCACGACGGCAGAGCGAGCCCGCGUCGGACGAAUCGUCCGUCAGCGGCACCGCGCACUCGCAAGCUGCCAAUGUCACAAACAAGAGUGACCUUGAAAGCCCACAUGAAGACGGCAAGCCUCUCGGCGAAGCUGAGGAGGUGGAGCGACAGCACGCAGAGGGACAGCAAGUCGGUGUCUCGCGGGUCGAAGCCAUGAACAGGGUCUUUGGUCCUCGAUCCAUCCCCUUCAUCUCCCUCGUCGUCACGCUAGCUGCACUCUGUUGUGCCGUUACACUGGAAGGCUCCACCAUCAGCGCUUUCCAGACCAUCGUCGUAUCCCUCUACAACAACCAUGCAGGUCUCUUGGCCGUCAUCUCCAUUGCAACCUCGGUCAUCAAUGCCGUAUCCAAGCCCUUCAUCUCAAAAAUCUGUGACAUUUCCUCCCGUCACAUGGCCUACAUCGUCACCCUCGUUGCGUUCCUGCUAGGCUUCAUCAUCAUUGCAGGAGGUCACACUGCUACCGGAUAUGCCGUUGGCUCUGUCAUCGCCGAGGUCGGUGAGGCUGGUCUGGACCUCGUCUGCAACAUCCUCGUCGCCGAUAUGACCAAUCUCCAGUGGAGAGGAUUUGCUACUGCACUAGUCGACUCGCCAUACAUCGUCUUCGCCUGGGUCGGAGCCAAUAUCUCCGGUGACAUUCUUGGCGAUAAUGCUGCAACCACUGGACAGUGGCGAUGGGGCUAUGGAAUGUUCUGCAUCAUCAUGCCAGCCUUCACCAUUCCCCUCAUCAUCGUGCUCUACCUUGCCGGCAAGAAGGCCGCUAAAGCCGGCGAGCUCUCCCUGAACACCUCUUCUUACGGCGCUCGAGUAGCUGCCGGUCAGGCAGAGGCCAAGAGUUACUUGACGCUGCUGAAGGAAUUCGCUAUUCAUGCCGAUCUUGCUGGGCUCCUGCUUCUGGCAUUCGCCUGGUCCCUUCUGCUACUGCCCUUCGGUCUGCGUACUUCUGCUUCGGGUGGCUUCCACAAUCCCUCCCUCAUUGCCAUGUUCGUCGUGGGCGGUGUCCUGCUGAUUGCAUUCGGCUUCUUUGAGGUCUAUGUCGCACCAAUCCCCUUGAUGCCCCGACGUCUAAUUCGCAACAAGGUUUUCUGGCUAGGAGUAAUCAUCGACGUCUUCUACUUUGCCUCUGGCAACCUGCGCUCCCUCUACUUUGGCUCUUACACUCUUAUUCUGAAGGACUGGACACUCACCGAAUGGGGUUACUUUAGCAACGUCUCCACUGUCACCCUCUGCGUCGGUGGUUUGUUCAACGGUCUCAUCCUCCGCUAUACUCACCGCUACAAGAUGCUGCAAAUCUUUGGACUCUGUGUCAGGAUCCUCGCCAUGGGUCUCACCUAUUGGGCACGAGGCGAAAAUGCCAGCUACGGUGUCCUAGUAUGGACCCAGCUGCUCAAUGCCUACGGAGGUUCGUGCUCCGUCGUCGGUACCCGUGUGGCCACUCAAGCUUCGGUCCCGCACCAGGACCUAGCGACCAUCAUUGCUCUCCUCGCCCUCUACACCCGACUGGGAGGCGCCAUCGGCUCUGCUGUCGCCGCCGUCGUCUGGUCUGGCCGCAUGCCUGGCGAGCUUCUCAAGCAAGGUCUGACCGCCGCAGAGGCAAAGAGCAUCUACGCCAAGCUCACCCUCGUCAAGGCCUACCCCCUGGACGACCGUCGUCGCCAAGCCGCCAUCCGAGCCGCGGGCAACACUCUCGAACCCAUCUUCCUCGCUGCUCUCAUCCUCAGCUGUGUCCCCCUGCUAGCAGCCGUAUACAUGCCCAAUUGGCGUCUGGACAAGAGACACAACAAGGCUGAGAGGACCGACAUUGCUGGACGCUACGUUGAGCAUUCGGCUGAUGCAGAUGCCGUAGAGUAUCGACCGGAGAGAGAGGCCGUCUUUGCAAAGGAUUCACUCAAGCCUGGACAGAUUGAUCGCGAGAGUGGCAAUGUCGCUAGCAGCAGCGGAAGCGGGAGCAAGACUACGGGUGGCCAGGCCGAGCAGAAUCAGGCUUAACUCGUUGGCUGCUGAUACUCCACCGGCCACGGUCACUGUCACGACCUCCCCUGAUCAUCUCCAUGCGCAACCUAUUCACCUCUUCUGGUCCUAGACUUUACCCUUUACGCUUCACGCAUAGAUCAAAAUGAAUGAAUGAAUGAGUUCUCAGAGAUCUCGUUCUGGUAGUGAGAUGAUGUGUAUAGCUUGCCUUCCU